AUGAGCGCCUUGCACUUAGCACUCUUGGGUUUCCUUCUGAGUUUUAGGGCCACUGCUGCUGGACCAGAGGGUGACUUUUGCUCUAAGAACCAGGUGGCCUUCAGAGACAGUUGCUAUGACUUUGUACCACUUGGACGCACCUUCCAUGGUGCCCAAGCCUGGUGUGAGGGACAAGGAGGCCACCUGGUCUUCAUUCAGAAUGAAGGCACCCAGAAAUUUCUGCAGAAACACAUCUCCCAGGACAGGGAGUGGUGGAUUGGACUCACAGGGAGCUUGGCGCCAAGUGAAACUGUAGAAGGUCCAGGGACCUGGCUGGAUGCCUCCAAUGUGACCUACAGCAACUGGGGUGGAGGGCAGGCCAUGGCCGCCCCUGGCACCUGCGGCUACAUCGGGAGAGGCCCUUCCUCCAGGUGGGCCGUCACAGACAACUGCUCCCAGGAUUUUGCCUUUAUAUGUCAAUCAGGGCUUGGAUGGAGCCUGGCCUGUGACGGUUUCAACGCCACCCUGUACUGUGGCUCGGGGGAGGUGAUCCAGAUGCAAGACGCCUUCUAUGGGCGCCAGAGCCCUCAUUACUGUGCCCGGCAUGCUGGGCAUCCCAUGGGCCUGGACAACAAGUGCAGCUGGGUCAGCGUGAAGGAUGAGGUGGCAGAGCAAUGCCAGGGGCUGCAGGCAUGCCAGGUGGCAGCGGACAGUACUUACUUUGGAGAACUUUGUCCCACUCUGGGCAGCUACCUGUGGGUGCACUACCAGUGUCUGGAAGGCCUGCAACUGACUGUGUCCAAUGAGAGUUUCAUCUUUGAGAACAUCACCAUCUCUCUGACGUGGCUCCUCUCUCCCUACAGUGGAAAACUGUCCUGUAUAAUUAAUAUGGGAGAUGGACACAUUCUUGACCCCUACUAUCCCCCCAGUUUGUCCAGCAAUGUGACCCACCAGUUCACAUCUCCCGGGGAGUUCACCGUGUUUGCUGAGUGCACCACCAGCGAGUGGCACGUGACAGUGCAGAAGCAAGUGACCAUGCGAGCCAAGAUGCAGCGACUCAGCGUGACUGGGUGUUCCAACCUAUAUACAUCUGGGAAGAGCCCUCUCUGUCGAACCGUCUUUGGAGACCCUCUCUGGAUUCAGGUGGAAUUCGAUGGAGGAACAGGAGUGACUUACACUGUGCUGUCGGGUAACAUAACCCUGACAGAGUGUACCACCUCGAGGGGCCCAUGUCCCUGCAAUGUGACACUGGACAGAGGAGCCCAGCAGUUGAUGGGUGCGGGGAUGCACCACUUGGAGAUACGAGCCACAAGCAACACCACCACUUCUGUACUCUCCAGCAAUGUCACUGUGCACCUCCUGGAGCCCUUGUUGGGACUGCAGGCCUCGUGGGCUUCCGACCACUUGGAACUUGGCCAGGACCUGUUGAUCAACAUCUCAGUGGCUCAGGGCACCCCUGAGGAGCUGAUCUUCUGGGUGAUUGGACUCAAUGCCAACUUCUCCCACAAAGAAGAGACCUCUGGGGAGCCAUUUGGAAUGUACCAUGUGGCAGUUCCUGUUGAAGGCACCUUCCUGGUCACCGUGCUGGUGAGGAAUGCCUUCUUCAACACGAGUUUGGUGGUCGGAAGCAUCACUGUCUCAGGGCCAGAUAAAGAGGAAGGAGGCGUUGAGGUAUAUAUUGAACCUGGCCGAUUUGUGGAUCCUUUCACAACCGUGACUCUGGGCUGGCCGGACAAGGACGAGAGUUUACACUUCCAGUGGUCAUGUGGCUGGUGCUGGGCUCAGUGGAAUGACUGUGUUCAGAGGCGGCUCCUCCACACAGAACAUAGGGAGCUGGUAGUCCCACCGGGCUGCCUGCCACCGCCGGACUCUGCCGUGACCCUGAGCCUGACUGUGUGGAGAGGCCAGCAACUGGUGGACAGUCAGGAGCAGUGCUUAUACGUGGCCGCACCCCAGGAACUCAGCCCUCAAGUCAGCUGUGAACAAAACUGUGGGUCAGUGAGCACGGACAAGGACAUCGUGCUGCGGGUCACGAUGGGAGGCGGUGACCCCAGGGCCACCUUCAGCUGGUAUUUAGAUGAGACCUCGGCAGAGAAGGUCCAGCCCCUCCCAGCUGCCUGCGCACUGGGGGGAUUUUGGCCCAGUUCCCUGACCCUGCUCCAGAGCAAUGCCUCCACGCUGCGCCUCAACACCUCCUUCCUGCAGACACAGGCAGAGGGUGUGCACCUCAGAGUCACAGCACUGGCCGGGCACGCCUACGGAGAAGACACUUAUGUCAUUAGCACCCUGCCUCCCCCUGAGGUGCCAGCCUGCGUCAUUACCCCGGACGAGGGCACCGUCCUAACGAGCUUCGCCAUCCUGUGCAGCGUCUCCAUGGCCCCUGACCCUCUGGAGUACUGCUUCUGUCUGCAGUCAGGCUCCUGCCUACACUGUGGCCCCGAGCCUGCCCUCCCAUCGGUGUAUUUGCCACUUGGAAAGGAAAGCAGUGGCUUUGUGCUGACUGUGGUCAUUUCUGUCACCAACCAUGCAGGGGGCAGGCAGCAGACCCAGGCCACGGUGAAGGUGGGGUUUGGAGACCCGAGCAUGGAACUUGCCACGUUCCCGACUUCAGUGACAGAGGCCUUAACAGAUGCUCUAGAAGGGCAGCAUAGCCCUGAAUGGCUCUUCCAGCUGGCGAAGGCUGUGUCCUCUGUGCUGAACCAGGGGCACUCGGAGGAAGGCUUUGGGCAGAGGCUGGAAGUAGACACCCGGCAGAAGAUCCGAGAGCGUGUGCUGGGGUCUCUGGCUGCCAUCGCUGUCCCCCAGGAGGAGAUGCAGCCUGUGCAGAGGCUGGCUGAGGUGCUGAGAGAGGUGACCUACGGCAGCGAGGAGCUCACACCUGGGGCCCAGUGGGAAGCCAGCCAGGCUCUCCAGAAGGCCAGCAAGGCUCUGCUGGCAGCGAGCGCCAGGACCCGUCCUCAGGACCAAAGGCGCCGGGCAGCCACCUGGGACCUGUUUCAAGCUGUGGGCAGCGUGUUGGAGGCUUCCCUGAGCAACAGGCCACACAAAUCCACAGAAGCUAACAGCAGCCAGGCCACCACAGUGUCAACACUCCUCCAGGUUGUGGAGUGCGUGCAGAGGGCCCUCUUGCUGGGGACCUUGCCAGGGAGUCUGCCUGCCACACUGGCCACUCCCUCCAUCUCUGUGUAUACAAACAGGUUACCGCCACGGGGUUGGCAAGGCCCCUCGAUGCUCAUCGCCGCUGCCAACUCUGCGUCCUUCACUCUGCCUGCUGUCUCUUCCCUCCACUCGCUAGCUAACCGCUCCGAGCCCGUGGACAUCCGGAUGAUGAGCUUCCCAAGGACCCCCUUCCCAGUCUGCAGUGGCUUCAAUGUCAGCGGGACUAUUGGCGGCCUCUCUCUGACCAGCCCAAGUGGACAGCUCAUACCUGUAAAGGAUCUGCAGGACAGCAUCAUCCAGGUAGAAAUCCUGCUUCCGCGGCGAUCGGAACACAGUGAGCCGACUGUGUUGAACCUGAGCAGCUCUGAGGCUUUGCAGGUGAACCUGACUUCAGGGGAGGCAGCUUUAGGGAUACACCUGCACUGGAGACCCAGAGUCCCACUCACACUCAGCCUGGGCUAUGGUUACCACCCUAACGAGACCAGCUACGAUGCCAAAGCGUACUUCCCAGCUGAUCCAGAUGGUGUAUCCACGUGGAUCCUGAACCCCAAGGACCUGCCUUUUGGGGAAGGUGUCUACUACCUGAUUGUGGUCUGUGACCUGGAGCUGGCUGCCGGCAAAAACCUCACUGUUGGCAUUACCACCUUCCUGUCCCACUGUGUGUUCUGGGAUGAGGCCCAGGAGAUGUGGGACAGCUCAGGGUGCCAGGUGGGGCCACAGACCACCCCCUCCCAGACCCACUGCCUGUGCAACCACCUCACCUUCUUUGGAAGCACAUUCCUGGUGAUGCCCAAUGCUGUCGACGUCCACCAGACUGCCCAGCUCUUUGCCACCUUCGAGAACAACCCUGUGGUGGUGACUACAGUGGGCUGCCUUUGCGUGGUCUACGUGCUGGUGGUGAUCUGGGCGAGGAAGAAGGACGCUCAGGAUCAGGCCAAGGUGAAGGUCACAGUGCUAGAGGACAAUGAUCCCUUUGCCCAGUACCACUACCUGGUGACAGUCUACACUGGACACCGGCGAGGGGCAGCCACCUCUUCUAAGGUGACAGUCACUCUGUAUGGCCUGGAUGGAGAGAGUGAGCCCCACCAGCUGGCAAACCCUGACACCCCAGUUUUUGAGCGUGGAGGAGUGGAUAUCUUCUUGCUCUCCACCUUGUUCCCCCUGGGGGACCUGAGGAGUCUCAGGCUGUGGCAUGACAACUCAGGGAACCAGCCAUCCUGGUAUGUAAGCAGGGUGCUGGUCCAUGAUCUGCUAAUGGGUAAGAAGUGGCAUUUCCUCUGCAACUCUUGGCUGUCUGUGGAAGUUGGGGACUGCACCCUGGACAAAGUGUUUCCAGUGGCCACGGAGCAGGACAGAAAGCAAUUCAGCCACCUGUUUUCCCUGAAGGCCUCCGCAGGCUUCCAGGAUGGACAUAUCUGGUAUUCCAUCUUCAACCGCUCUCCUCGGAGCAACUUCACCCGUGUCCAGAGGGUGUCCUGCUGCUUCUCCCUGCUCCUCUGCACCAUGCUGACCAGCAUUAUGUUCUGGGGUGUCCCCAAGGACCCAGCAGAGCAAAAGAUGGACCUGGGCAAAAUUGAGUUCACUUGGCAGGAAGUGAUGAUCGGGCUGGAGAGCUCACUCCUCAUGUUCCCCAUCAACCUCCUGAUCGUUCAGAUCUUUCGAAACACCCGUCCUCAGGCCACCAAGAAGAAGACUGAGAGAUGGGGCUGGGAAGUCCCCACCCAGGUCCUCUCCUCACAGCCAAUGGAAGAGGGGCUUCUGACCUUUGAAACAGUGAUGAAGGAUAUGUGGCGACUCGUUAGCAACCUGUUUAAAGCUCUCCGGUUGCCGUCACCAACCUCAGGCUGGGACCCAGCAAACUCAAUGGACAUCAACUCUCUCCUGGCCUUGGUGGAAGACGCCAUUUGUCCGCAGACUGCAGCAGGACAGGUGGUCAAGAAGGAAGCUGAAAGCCAGGAAAGCCCUCUAGGGGCUGUUGGGUCCACUCGCAUCAAAGAGAAAAUGCAGUGCCCCCUGCCUGAGGUGUCCUCUGAUAGCCCUCUGGAGGUCAGCGCCUACCGCCAGUGUCUCUACAGCCAGCUGGAACAGGUGGAGUGGGGGCUGCGGUUGCUGGGGCCCCAUGGGUUCCCCCGACCCCAGAGCCACGGCCAGGCUCUCCGACAGCUGCAGACCCUGAAGAGCUGCCUGGGGGAAUUGCCAGACACCUCAGGUCCAGCAUACUCCAGGUCUGCCCGCAGCCUGCCCUGGUGGUGCGCCCUGGUGGGCUGGCUACUGGUGGUGGCCACCAGCGGCGUGGCAGCCUUCUUCACCAUGCUCUACGGCCUGCACUACGGCCGAGCCAGCUCCCUCAAGUGGCUCCUCUCCAUGGCUGUCUCCUUCGUGGAGAGCGUGUUCAUCACACAGCCCCUGAAGGUACUGGGGUUUGCAGCUUUCUUUGCACUGGUCCUGAGGAGCGAGGAAGACGAGGAGGAACCUGUGGUCCUACCCCUGUCGGAUCCAGGCACCUACGCCUUAUACCAAGCACGAAGAAAAAGCAGAAAGGACACCUACCAGCCGCCUCUCCCCUCCGAUGUGGAGAGGAUGAAAGUCACGCACCUCAAGGAGCAGAAAGCAUUUGCCCUCAUCAGAGAAUUCUUGGUGUACCUGGGCUUCCUUUGGAUGCUGCUCCUGGCGGCCUAUGGACAGAGGGACCCGAGCGCCUACUACUUCAACAGACACCUUCAGCACAGCUUCAGCCAAGGCUUUUCAGCUGUGCUGAGCUACCAGGGGUUCUUCACGUGGGCCAACACCACCCUCGUACACAACCUGUACAGUCACCACCCAGGUUUUGUCACCGACGGGAAUUCCAAGCUGCUUGGCAGCGCCCAGAUUCGCCAAAUGCGGGUCCAGAAAAGCUCGUGCCCUCUUGCAGAGCAGCUGCUUACACCUCUCGACGGCUGCCAGGCGCCUUAUUCCGUGGAUACUGAAGACCUGUCAGAUUAUGGGGAAGGCUGGACUGCCUGCACUCUCAACUGCACCAAUGGCUUUCCCCAAGCUUGGCAGUACCAGAGCCAGAGCCAGCGUCAAGGGUACCCCACCUGGGGCAAGCUUGCAGUGUAUGGGGGAGGAGGCUACGUGGUCCCCUUGGGGACUGAUCGCCAAAGUGCUUCAAGAAUUCUCCAGUAUCUCUUUGACAACACCUGGCUGGACACCCUGACCAGAGCUGUGUUUGUGGAGUUCACAGUCUACAAUGCCAACAUCAAUCUGUUCUGCCUCAUCACCUUGACCUUGGAGACCAACGCCAUGGGAACUUUUUUCACGCUCGUGGACGUGAGGAGCCUCCGCCUGUACCCCUUCACUGAUGGCUGGCACCCCUUUGUGGUGGCAGCAGAAGUCCUCUACUUCUUCUUCCUCCUCUACUACAUGGUGGUGCAGGGCAAGCUCAUGAGGAAGCAGAAAUGGGGCUAUUUCUGCAGCAAGUGGAACCUUCUGGAGCUGGCCAUCAUCCUGGCCAGCUGGAGUGCCCUGGCAGUGUUUGUGAAGAGGGCUGUCCUGGUGGAGCGAGACAUGCAGCGUUACCGUGGCCACAGGGAGGAGAGGGUCAGUUUUAGUGAGACCGCAGCAGCCGACGCGGCCCUGGGCUACAUCAUUGCAUUCCUGGUCCUCCUGUCCACAGUGAAGCUAUGGCACCUGCUCAGGCUGAACCCCAAAAUGAGCAUGAUCACAUCAGCCCUGCGGCGCGCCUGGGGGGAUAUCUCUGGCUUUCUCAUCAUCAUUCUUAUCAUGCUCCUGGCUUACUCUAUCACGUCACACCUAGUAUUUGGAUGGAAACUCCACUCCUACAAAACACUCUUUGAUGCAGCAGAAACAAUGAUCAGCCUGCAGCUGGGAAUCUUCAACUAUCAGGAGGUGCUGGAUGAGAGCCCAGUACUUGGCUCCUUCCUGGUCGGGUCCUGCAUUGUGUUCAUGACGUUCGUGGUGGUGAAUCUGUUCAUCUCUGUCGUCUUAGUGGCCUUCAGUGAGGAGCAGAAAUGCCAUCACCUAUCGGAGGACGGAGAGAUUGCUGAUUUGCUGGUGAUGAAAAUACUCAGUUUCCUGGGCAUUGGAGGUAAAAGAGAGGAACCCCAAAACAGCAGUGAGAAAACUAAGGAACUGACAGAAACGGGGGUGCAGCCCCCUACGGUCUAG
This is a messenger RNA of Elephantulus edwardii (Cape elephant shrew), 7305 nucleotides long. It is a transcript of the gene PKD1L2, whose product is annotated as polycystic kidney disease 1-like 2. Gene Ontology annotation, biological process: detection of mechanical stimulus. Gene Ontology annotation, molecular function: protein binding; calcium channel activity; calcium ion binding. Gene Ontology annotation, cellular component: membrane. The record is from RefSeq and is a predicted model, not a curated record. Bases 1 to 7305 code for a protein of 2434 amino acids. The transcript is spliced from 44 exons. NCBI's taxonomy places the organism in Eukaryota, Metazoa, Chordata, Mammalia, Macroscelidea, Macroscelididae.